Messenger RNA from Amphibalanus amphitrite, 1357 nucleotides. RefSeq names its product thialysine N-epsilon-acetyltransferase-like. The transcript is spliced from 3 exons. Lineage: Eukaryota; Metazoa; Arthropoda; Thecostraca; Balanomorpha; Balanidae. Gene Ontology annotation, molecular function: N-acetyltransferase activity. The record is from RefSeq and is a predicted model, not a curated record. Bases 620 to 1132 code for a protein of 170 amino acids.
AAUCUAUCAAGAAAUCGAUUUUAAGGAAAUUAUUUUCUUGAUGAAGGUACAGUGUGGCAAAAAAGGGCUAUUUCAAAAAUCAAGAGAGGUGCUUUAUAGGGGUGAAAUUCAAGUUUUUUAGGCUGCUAAAUUUUGUUCAGGGCUUCAGAUGCCAGAACCAAUAUUCAUAAUCGCUGUGCAAUCCCAGGAUCAGAGCCUAGAGCCAAAAUUGUCGAUGUUCCCAAAUGGGAACAUUGGGCACUAAUGGGCUUUAAACACCAACUACGUAGUACGUACGCAUAAAUUUCUCGCCUGCCUGUCUCGGUGUGCAUAAGGGUGUUUGCCGUGUGUCUUGGUAAAUCCAACGUAAAUCUAGCAUGUUUCCUUGAAGCUGUUUUUCUCAUCCAUAAUCCUAUGCGGUGACGCCACAGCUUUGAAUGAAAUGCUGCACAAAGUGCGUAAAUCACUGGCAAACAACCUCGCUGUUGAUUGUGAAAGCGGGGUAUGUGCUCGGGUGGAAGCCUCAGCGGCUCAGCAGCAGCAGCAGUCGCGUAGCGGUCGUCCGGCAGUGUGGAGAGGAGAGAUUUUGAGUUCAUAAUCAUAGCUUCCCAGAUUAGACAUCUCACAGAACAGAACAACAAUGACUGACUCGGAGGUGAUCGUAAGGAAAGCGGUCAAAGAAGACUGCGAACAAAUUCUUGGCCUCGUCCGGGAGCUGGCCGAGUACGAGAAAAUGCCCGAGUGUGUCGAGAUGACGUUGGAGACACUGCAGAACGACGGCUUCCCCUCCAACGGCCGUCCGCCCGCCUACACGUGCCACGUGCUGGACCGCGCCGGCACCCUGCUCGGCUUCGCACUGCACUUCUUCACCUACUCCACGUGGCAGGGCCUCUCACUGUACCUGGAGGACCUCUACGUAACCCCCGGAGCACGGGGUACCGGCCUGGGCAGGAGACUAAUCGCUCAGGUAGCCGGCUGGGCCGUGGACUCCGGCUGCGCGCGGCUGAACUUCUCAGUGUUGAACUGGAACGCCAGUGCAAAGGAGUUUUAUAAGAGGAUCGGUGCCGAUAAUCUGUCUGAGAAGGAGGGCUGGGAGGCUUACCGGGUCAGCGGUCGGGCGCUGAGCGCACUGGCCGACCUGGCUAGGAAGUGAUUGGUGCGAUUUUUACCGAUUACCGAUGGUUCGGUGGACAUGGAAUAUGGAUCAAAGCGGUUCGCAUUGAACAGUUCGACAUCAGCCUGUUGAAAUAACAAUUCAACAUCAACCUAUUGAAAUAUAUUACGAAGGUCAAUGACACACGACUCUCAUCGAUGAUGAAUUCCACUUAGGAUAUCGACUACAGACUACACCAGCGAGAUCGUUUAACGUUUACCGUUC